Pestalotiopsis fici W106-1 is the source of this 1149-nucleotide messenger RNA. RefSeq lists its product as uncharacterized. The transcript is spliced from 3 exons. Lineage: Eukaryota; Fungi; Ascomycota; Sordariomycetes; Amphisphaeriales; Sporocadaceae. Gene Ontology annotation, biological process: fungal-type cell wall organization. The record is from RefSeq and is a predicted model, not a curated record. Gene Ontology annotation, cellular component: cell cortex of cell tip; plasma membrane. Bases 1 to 1149 code for a protein of 382 amino acids.
AUGCGCAUCUUUGCAUUUGUUUCCGGCCUCUUUUCACUCGUGGCCUUGAUCGCGGCCCUGCUGUGUCUUCUGGCUGGCCAGAGACUGGGUUUCAUGGAGGAUGCCGACAUUCUCACCAUAACGGUUUCUGCUGCCGGCAAGGCUCAACUGCUCAAUGGCACAACUAGUGGUGAGACCAGCGUCGUCGGGUCUCAACUCGAAGGGCUGACGGCCCAGACUGGCGUCAACGACUGGUUUGCCUUGCACGUCAUGAACUACUGCAAAGGCUCCAACGCCAACUCGACUUCUGCGGCCAGCGAGUCGUGCUCAGACACGGUUCCCUUUUUUUCAUUUGAUACGAUUUCAAUCAUCGAUUCCGAGUUGCAGCAAGGUGUCAACCUUUCUACCCGCGGAGUAGACGUGGGCAUGAGUAUUUCCGCUUCGGGGUGGCCGUCGGAGAUUUCCGACAUCUCUGGCAAGGUGAUGACGGCGUACAAGGUCAUGUUCUUCAUGCUUUGUAUGGGAAUUGCUGCUUCCGGUGUCGAAGCGAUUGCCAGCUUGUUGGUCAUGGCAAUGGACGCUAGGCCUUAUGGUCAUGGGGCCCUGGUUUCCCUCAUCAACCUUGUAUUGAGUUUGAUUGCUUUUCUCGGACUUGGACUAGCCUCGGCUAUCAUCACGGGCACAAUGUUUACCUUUGUGAAUACCAUUAAUUCACAAGGUAGUGAUAUUGGUCUGAGUGCAACAAAAGGAAUGAAGUUCCUGUGCAUGACCUGGUUGGCGACCAUUUUGAUGUGUCUAGCAGCUCUCGCCUGGGUUCUUGACUUCUUUGCCGAACGAAGAAAUAAAAGAAGACUUGGAGAUUAUGCCGCCAGAACUACGGAGUUGGAAAGCUACAAAGAUCGAGAGAGGGCAUUAAAGAUGGAAGAGAGGCUCAUGAAAAAGAGGAUGGCCCUGGAUCGCAAGAUUUCCGAGGCCCAGCGUUACAAGAACCAUGAAGGAGAAAUGGGCGUAUCUUUGAAGCCUCUCCCAGUCGAGACCUCUAGCAGUGUUGCCGCUCGAGAAGUCGGCGACAAUGUACAUGCACCUACCUCUAAAAAGUCGCUCGAAGAUAUUGAUAGGCCUGAACCGUUGCAUAACCGGCCUCGAGUCGUGCAAGUAGAGUUCGUGUAG